AGCAUUUACAUAAGCAAUUAAUAUUCCAUAGAUCAUACUUUCAUAUAUAUAUAUAUAUAUAACACUAUCACAUGAAUGGGAGGCUUUUUAUAUAUAUCUGCAUGACUAGACCAAAUUAGGUUAGGCAGCUUCAUCCCUUCCCUUUAUUCUUCAAAGUGAUUCGGCUUUAUUAAUAUAUUCAAAGUGGUUCUUGACUAGACCAACAACUUCUUCGAAGGUGGUUCUUUUCGUUCUUGCAAAGUUAGUGGAGAAUCUUAAACAAAGUUAUAAAUGAUCCCUUGAUCUAGUUUGAAGAACCUAGCGAAAACAUACAGAAUGCGUAAACCUAUUCUAACCUGUACUCCCUAAUUAAAUUGAGGAAAAAUAACUUCCUUCAUUCUUGACACAAAUUAUUAGAAUGAAUAGGAGUCAACUUCUCGAUACAGAGCAGCACAUCAAAAAGGGUGUCGGGGGACGGGAAGACAACAUUAGUGGCGAAAUUAAAGGCAAAGACGGCAGCGUUACUACGUAUAACCCUAUUCAUCCACCGGAAGAUCAGCAACGCAUUAAGGGUACUAGUACUGUUCUUGGAGGGGACAACAUGGAAAGAGAAACAAGAGACAGAGAUCCCGUCCCCACAACUACAAAGAUGAGCACAAACAGAAUUCCAAUACAUGCAGCAAGUUCACCGACGUUUCCGGAUCAAGAGCAGAAGCCAAAGACCGGUGCUCUCAGGCAGGAGGAAGAUGAUCACAAGAGAAAAGCUCAUCAUGAUGUUGUGCCGUCGAAAGUCUUUGCUUAUAAAGAAAGUGGAGACCUUGCUCCUAACCAGCUUGGAGAGAAGUCGACCAUGUACAGGACUGUAAACGAAAGUCCCUCGAUGUCAAAAGAGCAGCCGAAAAGUACAAAGCCCAACCAGGCUCAGGCUGUUGAUGGAGUACUCCGUACUGGGUAUGAUUUGCUUCCCAGCUCGUCAAAAAAGAUUGACGGUGCUCUCAGCGUAGGGGACAUCAACCGUGACGUAGGUGUGUCGUCAAAAGAGCAACCAAAGAGUUCUGACGGGUUAAAAGAAAAACCUCGAAUCGAAAAUAUCAAAAUGAUAAAACAACAUGAGCCACCAAAAGAUGAAGCUGAUCAUCUUGGCAACAGCGAGAUCAGACCCCGCAAAACCAUCGAACAUCCCGUCAUGCAUGACAAAGAAGAUCAUUCUUUGAAAGAGCAGCGCCAGAAUAACUUUCUUGGACCAGAAAAUUUUGCUGACAAGAAUGGCAACAAGUACGCAACCUCAAAUUCUCUCGACUCUUCAGAAGUAAUGAAUAUACCCGAAGGGGUCCCUAUUGAUAAAAUUGGAGGUAUGUUCUCUUAAUGCUGCGUAGAUAAACAUUCUAGAGUUCUAUUUAUUCAUAUAUAUAUAUAUACUAGCAGUGAAUUUACAUAUAUAUAUAUAAAGAGCGGUUGUGUUCAAAUGUCUCGAGCU
Molecule: messenger RNA, 1456 nt
Organism: Juglans microcarpa x Juglans regia
Lineage: Eukaryota; Viridiplantae; Streptophyta; Magnoliopsida; Fagales; Juglandaceae
Exons: 7
Coding region: 398-1345 (315 amino acids)
Source: RefSeq, a predicted model, not a curated record